Triticum dicoccoides is the source of this 6342-nucleotide messenger RNA. Its product is annotated as putative F-box protein At3g10240. Gene Ontology annotation, molecular function: protein binding. NCBI's taxonomy places the organism in Eukaryota, Viridiplantae, Streptophyta, Magnoliopsida, Poales, Poaceae. Bases 2968 to 4101 code for a protein of 377 amino acids. The record is from RefSeq and is a predicted model, not a curated record. The transcript has 2 exons.
CGCCUGAGCAAGGAGAGAUGAAUCCCCGCCACUGCCAGCACCAAACGGGCUACGCCCGACGGUGCGAACGGGCGGCGGCAAGGGAGGAGAUGGAGGGAGGGGGUCCCCGGCCGGCGGCGCCCUAGGGUUUCCCCUCGGUCGCCCACGGGGACGACACGGGAGGAGGAGGGGAGUCUGUGUUGUUUUCUCUCUCUCUCUCUCUCUCUCUCUCUCUCUCUCUCUUAAUACUACACUAGGGUAGCAUACUUGAGUUAAGAUAUGCUACAUGGCAGAAACGGUUGUUUUUCAAUUUUCUGUAGUAUUUAUCAUGAUGAAACAUGCCAUGUUUGUUCUCUUAUAUUUGGCUCAAAAUCAACUGUGGACAGCCUAAGCUCAUAAUUAUCACGUACCAUGCUAGGAAGGAUCCAAUCCAGUUGUCAUAUAAAACUCCAGUAAAAUGCACGAUAAAUGAAAUUUUGUUAGUUUUGAUCACCUGGUAGGUUGUUUUAUUCUAGGGUGAAAAAAGAUUCAUGAUUUUUUUUCUGAACCAAGUAGCAUAUCAGGUAGGAAGGUGAAUGCUCUAUUGAAUAUUGAUAACAAUACGGGAAAAAAUUACUAUGGAUUGGUUUCGGGAAAAAGAAUCUGUCUAUAUGGAUUGUUAGGCUUGGAUCAAUAUGCCAUGCAUGACUUGAUUUGUCUUAACAUCUCUUUAGAAGAAACAUUAUCAGAUAAAGAGAGUCCAUUGGUUGUCAUUUCGUAAUCAUAAGAGUCCAUUAAAUUUGUGGCCAACAUCUUUUUUUUUUUGGAAUUUUCUAUUUAGAUGAAUGUGGAGAUUUUGUAAUACUAUACGAGUGUAGCAAGUCUUGAGUACAUAUAUGCUAAAUGGCAUAACAUACAUUUUCAGUUUUCUGUAGUAAUUUGGCUCAGUGUGGAACGGAAUCAACGGAUUAUACUCAUAAUUAUCAUCUACCAUUGUCAUAUCCUUACUGAGGAUUUCUCGCUCAGAUUUCGGAUCGAGAAGGGGAUACUUGGGGAAGAAGAAGAAACCAGAGAGAUAGGAGGUAGGAGGAGAUGUGAGCUAUUUCAUUUAGUCGCUGCCAAAUCCAGCCAACGGUCUAGCUUAUAUAUAGCUCGUACAUUUUCACACACUCAGCCCACCAGGCCCUCACACUUACAUGGCUGAAAGCCCAAAUAAACAAGACACUCUCAGAUGGCCCACUUGUUAUUCAAACAUUUCCCUUGGUGCCGCUCUCGGCCUCCUUUAGCUUCCUAUUCCCUGGUUCUGCAGCUGUCAGGGUGUAAUCAAAUUGUUAUAUGUGCUCCCAUAAAAAGCAAGAGACGUGGAAAAUUGGUAGUUUUGAUCACCUUGCAGGUUGUUUUGUUAAGGUGGAAAAAUUGUAUCGGGUUCCUACCUGCACGGCAUGUUGAAUGCUAAAUAGAAUCAUGCAUGCAUUAGUUUCCGCAAAAUAACUCAACUUAUAUGCAUUGGUAGUUUGGACCAAUAUGGAACUGUAGCCAUGAUAUUGUCUUGAGAAUUAGGCAAAUAGUAAAUCCAUUAUGUGUCGAAUGUAGUGCAGCUGUAGCUCUUUUAUUCUCAUAUAGAAGUUCACCCUGACGAUCGUCAAAAUUACUAUGAAUUCAAUUUUUCUGUGAAGAGACUUAUCAUUUUCACUAUCUAUUCCUGAUCUGUUCCUAUGUAUUUCCGUAAAAUGGUUCACAAGGUAUCAGAAUGAAAGUAAAGGGACUAAUUAGUGAAGUUGUAACUAACCACUAGAUUUUACUCCCUACGUCCCAAAAUAAGCGUCUCAAUUUUGUACUAACUUUAGUACAAAGUUGCACUGAAGUUAAGACACUUAUUUUGGGACGGAGGGAGUACUUAUUUCACAUUCUCUCUCUUUGCAUACAGAUGGCUAUGGGGCUCAAAUUUUCUAAAUUUGUUGGUUCCUGCGGUUAUGCCUCAAGGAUAUUAAUUUCAGAUGGCUGAAGUGUUUUGUUUGACAGAGAAUGUGCUUCAGUAUUAGCUCAGACACUAUUGACAGAAUAAAGUUCAUUUUGUUUGAUUUAUAUUGCAAUUAAGAAGGAUGUUGGGUUUGCCAACCAAUGUUGCUGGUAUGUAGAUUUAUGUUUUACCACCAUAUGGUCCAUUUUAUGGUAUAUAAAGAUUUUUAGUUGUCUAAAUUUCUUAAGUGUAUUUUAUGUUGGCUUAAUAAGGUUUGUUACAGCAAAUGUGAUUCUUUUGUAUUAUCAGUAUGCAAUUUUUUCUAUUUAAAUUUUCCAUCGUAUAAGCAUACCUACUCAUUUAGUUUACAUCAGACAUUUCUACCCUGACUAUGGGCUGCUUAAACUAGUAUGAGUUUCCUUUCUACAAAUAUUUAUAUAUUUAAGUGUGUUUUGCACAUUGUUUGUUUAUAAUAACUGUGGGCAUGUACUGGGGAGAAUUUGCAUAGGAUAACAACAUUAUUGAUACUAAUAUUGUUAUGACCGGCAUAUUAGGGGCUUAGCCCAGUUUAGCCCAGUUAGUUGUGGCCCACUUUAUCUUAUUGUUAUUAGGGGCUUAGCCCAAUUACCUUAUUAGGAGGAUUAUAUAAACUCGUGUAAGGACCCGUUUUGGGAUUAAGCAAGAAGCAAUCAUAUUUGCUCGGCUUCCUUAGGGAGCCGGGAGACCUAGCCGGCGACCACGCCUUUCUCAACCAUCCCUCCUUCCACCCUACAACCUGAGACCACGCCUUGAUAGGGAUCCGGUUCCUACCAAUUUGGUAUCAGAUAGCUUCGGUGUGAUCAUGUCCUCGCCGCCGCCCACCCCGACCCUCCCGCUGCCGACCGCGACGACCGCCCCGAUGGCCACCACGGCCAGCGCCCCGCUCUUGUCGGUGCCGGUCACCUCCGCCACGCCCGUCCCCGUCGUCUUCACCUCGGAGGAGAUGACGGCUGUCAUCCGAGAUCUCACCCAGGCGGUCACGGACAUCUACACGUUCCUCGCGAGAUCCUAUGGGCCGCAGCCGCCUGUGCCCUUCGCCAACGCCCCGCCGCCGCAGCAGCCGUCGUGGCAGCCGCCGUCCUCAGCGACCCCCGUCGCCGCCACCAGCGACAAACCCCGGCGCCUCCACCAUGCAGCAGGGGCAACAGCUGCAGCCGCCGCCACCGGCGAUUGCGGCCCUGGGCAUCCCGACGACGGGCCCGGGGGUGCCCAUCCACCAGGUCCAGUUUCCCCCGUCGCCGUCUCCAUUACCGGUCUGGCUCGCUGGGUCCCUUGAGCCGGUCUACACGACGGCCUCGGUCGGGCCGCACGUGCUGCCCCUGCUGACGACGCACCCGGCCAUGCAGUUUGGCGGGUGCUCGGGCUCCGCCGAGCCCUUCGCCAGCGUCGACGGGUCCUUGUUCCAAGGCGGCACCCUGAUGCUCGCCUAUUUGGCCCCGUCAUCCUCGCUGCUUCGUGCUGACGAGGUGCACCCGCCCGUCGUCCACGUCCAGACGCCGCCGAGAUUCUCCAAGCUGGAGUUCGUGACCUACGACGGCACCGUCGACCCCCUGAAUUGGCUCAACCAAUGCGACCAAGCAGGGGACAGCGCACGCUUGCGUCCGACCGCACCUGGAUCGCCUCGUAUCAUCUUCGAGGAGCCGCACAAACGUGGUACUACGCCCUCGAACAGGAAAAGGGCGGCAUGCCACCAUGGGAGCGCUUCCGCGAUUUGUGCAUCUUGCUUCGGUCCGCCUAUACGCAGGAGCCGUCUGGCGGAGCUUGGGCGUCUUUCGUUCCUCACCUCGGUGCAAGACUUCGCCGACCGCUUCCAGGCCCUGGCGUGCCACGCCCCCGGCGUUUCGGCUCGUCAGCGGGCUGAGCUCUUCGUUGGCGGCCUACCGGGCCACAUCCGCGUGGACGUGGAGAUGCGCGGGCCACAGGACCUUCAGACGGCCAUGUACUACGCCCGCGCGUGGCCAUCCAGCAGGCGCCACCGCCCCGGGCCGCUAGGCCGCCACCCUGGCCGGAAGUUCCCGCCCAAGGUCGGCUUGCCCAGGCUUCCGCGGCGUCCCUUGAGGGUUGUGCUUCAACUGCGACGAGCCCUACGUACCGGGCCAUGUCUGCCAACGACUCUUCUACCUGGAGGCUGCAGACUACAUUGAGGAGGACCCCGCCGCCGCCGGGCUCGGCAACCAGCCCGCCCCAGUUGACGCGGAGGUGUUUGGCGACCGUUGAUCUUCCCCGCCUUCCAGCUCGAGGACGAGCUGUUGUGCAGGCGGGGAGAGAUGUUAUGACCGACAUAUUAGAGCUUAGCCCAGUUAGUUGUGGCCCAGUUUAUCUUAUCGUUAUUAGGGGCUUAGCCCAGUUAUCUUAUUAGGAGGAUUAUAUAAACUCGUGUAAGGACCCGUUUUGGGAUUAAGCAAGAUGCAAUCAUAUUUGCUCGGCUUCCUCAGGGAGCCGGGAGACCUAACCCUAGCCGCCCCCCUGCGCUCUCUCUCUCUCGCGCGCGCACGCAACGACGGCCCCCUAGCGUUGGCGACCACGCCUUUCUCAACGCCAUCCCUCCUUCCACCCUACAACCUGAGACCACGCCCUGGUAGGGAUCCGGUUCCUACCAGAUAUACUCCCUCCGUUCAUAAUUAUAAGACCUUUUAGAGAUUUCAACAUGAACUACAUACGGAGCAAAAUGAGUGAAUCUAUACUCUAAAAUAUGUCUGUAUAUGUCCGUAUUGAAAUCUCUAAAAGGUCUUAUACUUAGCUUCUAUCCAUUUCCCUUUAUUCAGCCACCCGUAUCACAUUCUUAUGAGUAAGCAUGGUUUGUAAAUACAAGUGUUCGCAAAAAUAUUAAGGGUCUUUUACAUCUGUGUCCCUAACUGGAACCCACUACUCAUAUUUGCCCUUAAUUUCGAAGUGUGCUCAAUUUUGCCCCUCUGCCGUUAGGUGCACUUAUAGAAAUGUCCUUCCAUGCCGUUUCCGUCCGGUCAAAGUGGGUUGACUGGUAUCUGGCCGUUUCUUUGACAAUCUUGCCCCUGUCUCCCUGUGUCUCUUACGGAUGGGACCCACUCCAAUUGUUUUGGUAAAAAACCUAUCUCUCACACACUUCCACGUGGGUCCUGGCUAAAAACUAAAAUGAAAAAUAGAAAAGGACUAGUCAAACUAGAUAUUAGGCCCACAUGCCAUUGGCUUAUCAGUAUUGUCUCAAAUAAUUUUUUUAAUUAACAGUGGAUUAGGCUUCCUCAAUUAAAAACCGUGGCUUAGGCCGACGGUCGCCGGCGACGACCAAUUCCCACGCCGGAGGCACACAGGAAGGCCGCAAGGAGGCCGACCGAGAGGACCAGGCGAUAGCCCUCGAUCUACCGCGUGCGGGGAUAUUGUCGUCGGACCAUAUGGUCGCCGGAACAAACGGCGGCGACCAUUCUCGCAGCGGCUCUGGGCGGCACAAGUGGGGGAGCUUCCAUGCGAGCGGGAGGGAGAGGGAAAAAGGCUGUGAGGGGGAUCUUCCAUCACUAGGAUCACGAUGGCUACGCCGCUCGGGCUAAGAGAAGGCUAGAGCAAGGACUUCGACGAUGGCGGCCAUGGCAGAGCUCAGAGCUCGCAGGGAAGAAAACCCGAGCUCAUGGCGCUUGCUGUGGAGGAAGCCCACGUCUUCUUAGGUACAUCACGAUGCCCGGGGAGCAGGCGGAAUCGACCGGCGUGCCUCAAUGGCGUCGAAUCGAAGGCGGCAACCGAGACUGGAGGCGGGAAGAUGCGUUGUAGCGCUCAAUCCUUGAUGUCUCUGGUCGAAUUAGUAGGCCGGUAGGAUGCGUUCAUGUCGUAAGAGCUUCCCGGCGAGUUGGCGGGGCUUGGGGGUUGCCCUUGGCCACGUUCUUGACAGACGACGGCGACAGGUCACUCUCCAGCGUGCUUGCGGGAGAGGGCUCAAGGGCGGGAGAGAGAAAGCAGGCUAGCGGCAGAAAAAGAACGAGGGCGAGAGGAUGCGGCGUCAGGGGAGGACAGCGGUAGAGGCGGCGCCCGUUCGGCACUCUCACCGGAGUUGAGAGAGAGUGGCGUCGGCCCGUCGUUCGGCAGGGAGAGAGAGGUGAGAGAAAGAAAAAUAUUUUUUUGUCUAGCUAGGACCCACAUGUAAGUGUGUGUGAGAGAGAUGGGGGUGAGAGAAAGUUUUUUUCAAAAAAAAGGGAGUGGGUCCUACCGGCAAGUGACACACGAAGACAGGGGCAAAAUUGUCAAAGAAACGGCCAGAUACCGGUCAAACAGCUUUGACCGGACGGAAACGGCACGGAUGGGCAUUUCUAUAAGCGCACCUAACGGCAGAGGGGCAAAUUUGAGCAUGCUUUGAAAUUAGGGACAAAUCUGAGUAGGUGGUUCGAGUUAGGGACAGAAAUGCAAAUGGCCCAAAUAUUAAU